AUGACAUCGGCCGUGCUUCCGAGGCCCGUGCUGGCGGACAGCGUGACGCGCGUGCUGCCCGUCACCACCGCACUGGUGGCCCGCAUCUGCGACAAGCGGCAGACGCCCGAGCUGGUGAGCUGGCUGGCCACGAACGUGCCGGUGCCGGCGCUCGGACACCUGAAGCGUGUAAAGAGCGUCCAGCUGGGGGACGGGACGGCGCUCUUCGUCCUCAUCGACCUGCUGGAGUGCGUGUUUCCGGCGCUGGCGCUGAAGCCGCCGGUCGAGCCGGGUGGUGCGGCGCCGCAGCCGGGGCUGGCCGACACCCUGUACGCGGCGCCGGUGGCGGCCGGCCGGCCCCUCACGCGACGCCAGUACACCCAGUCAGCGGCUCUCUGGCCCACCGUGUUCCACCGCGACCAGCGGCUGGAGGCGCACGCCGUCAUGCGCGCCGUGGACGCGGUGGCGGCGGCGCAGGGCGGCGGCGCGUGGCUGCAGCCGGCCGCGCCGCCGCCACCGCCGCAACCGGCGCCCGCCGCCGCGCCGUACCUCUGCACCGGGUACGAGGCGUUUGUGACGCGCGAGCCGUGCGUCAUGUGCGCCAUGGCGCUGCUGCAUUCGCGCAUCGGACGGGUCUACUACGGCCGGCGGCGGCCCGACGGCGCGCUCGGCUCCCUCUGCAAGCUGCACGUGACCGAAGGGCUCAACCACCGCUUCGAGGUGUUCGCUGGCCUGUGUGAGGAGCUUUGUGAGCAGGUGGGGGGUGAGGAUGGCUCGUGACCCUUGUUCGGCGCCGCUGGACGACUGGUGACCCUAGCUCAGCGCUGCUGAAAGGGUGGUGGCCCGGGGUCGGCACCAAACUAGUUCAUCAGGUCAUUUCGGCAGAUGGGCAGCCGGUGACCACUUCCACGCCGCCGCAUUCAGUGCAAUUUGUUUUUAACAACGGAAUGUGCCUCCGGCAGAGCAUCUCGGGGUUUCCUUGAGCGGGUAGUGUGCCUGUCGUAAGGCCGCCAGAGGUACAAAGCAACGACUGAUGUCCUCCAGGGAUGCCGCCCACUAUGAUGUCACCCGCUAUUCGACCAUUGUGUGGAGUGAUACUGGCCCUUUUGGAUACAGAUAUGAGGGUGUGCGUUGUUUUCCGUCCGCCCACGCGCAAUGGUCCUCCCCGGGUAAUCAGUGGAGAUCAAGAGCGGUGGCGUCCUCCGAUUCGCCGAAUCACCGGCCCGCCGUGAGCGGCUCAGUCGCCGGCGCGUUGAUGACAACCAAUGGGACCGGCGAAUUCCCGACGAGUAACUCUGAAGAAUGGUGGUGAGGGGCGCCAGGCACGGACCCAGUGUCACUAACAAGCAUCUCUAACGGAGACGCCGCCCAAUCCAGCUAUGCACUGUUUUGCUUGCAAGCUUUCCAAAUUACAAAUAACACAUACCGUCGGCAUCGAUGCCCACUACCUCGUGGCCGUUUCAUUUACGGAUAAAGUGGCACGGCCCAUGUUAACAGGCAUGCAGAGGGGUGGCACGGCCCAUGUUAACGUAUGCAGAGGGGUGGCACGGCCCAUGUUAACAGGCAUGCAGAGGGGUGGCACGGCCCAUGUUAACAGGCAUGCAGAGUGGUGGCACGGUCCAUGUUAACAGGCAUGCAGAGUGGUGGCACGGUCCAUGUUAACAGGCGUGCAGAGGGGUGACACGGGCCAUGUUAACAGGCAUGCAGAGUGGUGGCACGGCCCAUGUUAACAGGUAUGCAGAAUGGCGACACGGCCCAUGUUAACAGGCAUGCAGAGUGGUGGCACGGCCCAUGUUAACAGGCAUACAGAGGGGUGGCACGGUCCAUGUUAACAGGCGUGCAGAGGGGUGACACGGCCCAUGUUAACAGGUAUGCGGAAUGGCGACACGGCCCAUGUUGACAGGCAUGCAGAGGGGUGGCACGUCCGCGAGACAGGUUGCCGCGCUGUUGUCACGAGUGCAAGGACGGGAAUUUCAUAUUACCCAAGUCUCCAGCUUUUUUCGGAUUCGAAGGAUCAUAAUCUUAUUCAGUACACCAACUAACGUCUGUGAAAUCUUCUGGCCGCUU
Molecule: messenger RNA, 2046 nt
Organism: Pollicipes pollicipes
Lineage: Eukaryota; Metazoa; Arthropoda; Thecostraca; Pollicipedomorpha; Pollicipedidae
Product: putative inactive tRNA-specific adenosine deaminase-like protein 3
Exons: 4
Coding region: 1-759 (252 amino acids)
Biological process (GO): tRNA wobble adenosine to inosine editing
Cellular component (GO): nucleus; cytoplasm
Molecular function (GO): tRNA-specific adenosine-34 deaminase activity
Source: RefSeq, a predicted model, not a curated record